UUUUUUUCUUUUAUUUUUUAAAUGACUACAAAUAUCAAACGAAAUAUUCCUAAAGAUGAAUGGGAACAACGGUUAUCCAAAGUCAAAGUAAACAAACAAGACUUAAAUCAACUGGUCAUGAACUAUCUUGUGGUAGAAGGAUAUAAAGAUGCAGCAGAGCAGUUUAGUACAGAAAGUGGAUUAGCACCUACAGUAGACUUGCAAUCUAUUCAAGAACGAAUGGAUAUUCGUCAUGCUGUUCAAUCGGGUGAUGUAGACACAGCUAUUGACCUUGUGAAUGACCUCAAUCCAGAAAUUCUAGAUACAAAUCCAUUACUGUUUUUUCAUUUACAACAACAACGCUUGAUUGAACUGAUCCGCAGUGGUUCAUUUCAAGAAGCGCUUGAAUUUGCUUCUGAAGAAAUGGCACCCCGGGGAGAAGAACAUCCAGAGUUUCUGGAAGAAUUGGAACGUACUAUGGCUUUAUUAGCCUUCCAAAAUGCUUCAGAUUCACCUGUUCAAGACUUGCUUCAUCCUGGCCAAAGACAAAAGACAGCCAGUGAAUUGAAUGCAGCUAUUUUGAUGAGUCAAUCUCAAGAAAAAGACCCUAAAUUACCCAACCUGUUGAAAAUGUUGGCUUGGAGUCAAGAACAAUUAGAUGAGCGUAUGACUUAUCCUCGUAUUGAAGAUUGGGUCAAGGCAGACUUAGUUGUAAGAGAUGAAGAUGGAAAUCAAUUGGAAGAAGAUGUAACCAUGUCUUGAUAUAAAAAAAAAAUCGAUCUACUGCUUCUCAGAAUCAUCCUAUCUACAUUCACUUGCGGCGUUUAAAUACUGUAAAGAAUAUAAAGUUUAAACCUUAAAAACCGAUCAUUUGAAAGCUUCUUC
Gilbertella persicaria is the source of this 864-nucleotide messenger RNA. RefSeq names its product CTLH/CRA C-terminal to lish motif domain-containing protein. Gene Ontology annotation, biological process: proteasome-mediated ubiquitin-dependent protein catabolic process. Bases 22 to 741 code for a protein of 239 amino acids. Gene Ontology annotation, cellular component: cytoplasm; nucleus. The transcript is spliced from 3 exons. Gene Ontology annotation, molecular function: protein binding. NCBI's taxonomy places the organism in Eukaryota, Fungi, Mucoromycota, Mucoromycetes, Mucorales, Choanephoraceae. The record is from RefSeq and is a predicted model, not a curated record.